Zeugodacus cucurbitae (melon fly) is the source of this 1621-nucleotide messenger RNA. RefSeq names its product phospholipase ABHD3 (gene Hydr1). NCBI's taxonomy places the organism in Eukaryota, Metazoa, Arthropoda, Insecta, Diptera, Tephritidae. The coding region runs from base 281 to 1513 and encodes 410 amino acids. The transcript has 8 exons. The record is from RefSeq and is a predicted model, not a curated record. Gene Ontology annotation, molecular function: monoacylglycerol lipase activity; acetylesterase activity. Gene Ontology annotation, biological process: medium-chain fatty acid catabolic process; medium-chain fatty acid biosynthetic process.
UGCCUCGAGUUGCAUUUGUGAAAUUUACAAACCACUUCGCAGAAGUCAACAGCUGAUUGUCGCUCUCUAAAUUUUCUCCUAUUGUUAAAUUAUUAACGUUUCUCGUGUGUGUACAAGUAAAUAUUAAUGUAUAAUAAUAUACAGUCAUUGAUAAGAAUUGUAUUAUAGUGUUCAGUUAAUCAACUAGAAAAGAUUUUAAGUCCUAUAAGCUGGUCUUGAUUCCGUUAAAAGUACUCGAAUAAAUUUCUUGAAUAUUCAAAUUUAUCCUACAUUCUGCAAGAUGUUUGACUCCCUCUACAAUUAUUGGUCGAAUGUGCCGGGUUAUCAUGUAUUGGGCUUUGGAUUAAUCGCCUACUUUGCUUAUUAUCUCAUACUGGUGGUUAAGCGGCCCACUUUUGUUUGUGCCGAAGGUCCACUAAAAAGCUUUCUUUUGCGGGAAAUACCAACAUUAAGUGUGAAGUUCUGGCCAACAUUUUGGUGUUUGGACAGUCGCGCCCAAACCGUUUUUGCCAGUGUACUACGAUCCAAAGUUAUACCGACAAUUUGUUAUAAAAGAGAAAUUUUCACUCUGAAAGAUGGGGGCGAAGUAGCUUUGGAUUGGAUGGAUACGAAUUGCAACUCAAAUUCACCCUGUAUUAUUAUUUUACCCGGUUUGACGGGCAAUUCACAAGACGAGUAUGUUAAGUGUCUUGUGUAUGCUGCCAACAAUUCGGGUAUACGUGUUGUAGUCUUCAAUAACCGUGGCAUUGGAGGUGUGACUAUCAAAACGCCACGUCUCUAUAAUGCCUGUAAUUGUGAGGAUUUGGCUGAAGUCGUGCAACAUGUGCGAGAUGUGUUGCCUGCACACUGUAAAAUAGGCGCUACUGGCAUUUCAAUGGGUGGCCUAGUGUUGGGCAACUAUUUGGCACGCAGAAGCGAAGAGGCGCGUUCAUAUUUGUCGGCUGCUAAAAUAAUCUCAGUACCUUGGAAUGUGCAUAAAGCUAUUGACAGUAUAGAGCAACCAAUUUUAAAUAAUUUGCUCGGACGUGUGCUUGCAAAAAAUAUGUACCGCACAUUACAGAGAAGUGGCCUACACGAACAUCAGGAGCUCGACAUGCGAAGCAUUAAACUGAGCAAAACAAUCAGGGAAUUUGAUGCCAAUUUUACCAUUAAACAUUUUGGCUAUCCCAGCGUAGAAGAUUACUAUAACGAUGCUACAUUACAAGACAAAUUACAUCACAUCUCUGUGCCACUACUUUGUUUGAGUGCUGCUGAUGAUCCAUUUCAGCCGCUGGAUGCCAUACCUAUUGAGGCGGCAAAAGAAUGCAGUCAUGUGGCUAUUAUCGUAACUGCACGUGGUGGUCACAUUGGAUUUCUCGAGGGUUAUUGGCCGUCGACAAAAGAUCAAUACAUGAGUCGUAUUUUCAUCGAAUACUUCACAAAAGCCUUAUUCGAUGAAGAAGGCGAAUUUCAACGUAUUAAAGAAGAUCUACACACAACGUAUCUUGAAAAACAAAAUGACUUGAAAGUGUAAUAUUUUAUUCGAAUGCUAUUCAUGACGAAUUAUCUAUUAAUUAAAUUAAUAAAUUGUUACUAAAUUAUAUAAACAAAUAAAAUGCAAAAAUUUAUAAAAUCUGAAAAA